AUGGCUAAUCAGUCAGCCAAGAGAGCACAACGUACCAGUGCGACGCUCAGCACGCGCUUGCAACAAUAUAUUGUGCCAAUCAAUGUGCUAUACCUACUGUAUUGCAUUCUAUGGCACUAUAACACAGUGACCUUGUGGACUCUUCUGGGUUAUGUCUUUUUGUCUUUUUCGACCUAUCUGAGCUACUCGUGGGUAGUUGGGGCAGCUCAGGAAGGAGGCAGCAGCGAGUAUGCAAUGGACGUUUUAAUCAUCACAUUGUUUGUACAAGUCGGACUUUUCAUUUCGAGCUACUUUUGGCUCGUGUAUCUCAUUGUUCCAGGCUACAUACUUUACCACGGAGGUCGCAUGUUACUCAAUUAUGUUUUCACGCCCAACCCUACGGAUGACGACGAUCCAAAUGCUCUGAAGAAAAAGGAAAAGGCAGAACGCAAGGCUGCACGUCCAAAAUUCAAGAGGAGCCGUCGGUGA
Molecule: messenger RNA, 468 nt
Organism: Peronospora belbahrii
Lineage: Eukaryota; Oomycota; Peronosporomycetes; Peronosporales; Peronosporaceae
Source: the annotation of a GenBank genome assembly